Messenger RNA from Colletotrichum scovillei, 2285 nucleotides. RefSeq lists its product as uncharacterized. Lineage: Eukaryota; Fungi; Ascomycota; Sordariomycetes; Glomerellales; Glomerellaceae. The coding region runs from base 30 to 2285 and encodes 751 amino acids. The transcript has 3 exons. The record is from RefSeq and is a predicted model, not a curated record.
GGAAGAUUGAUAGCAUCUCUCCAAGUGCUAUGUACUUCCCCAGCUUACAUUCGAUGGGCGGAAAUUCGAUGGCCUCUCGCGAAGAAAAUAACGAUCCAAUAGAGCUGUCUCCUCGUCGCCCCGAAACACCCGCCGAAGCACAAUGCGGUUAUUCUUUCCAGGAGACCAGAAACAUGUCUACAAACGACGAGCGUAGGGCUUUUCUUGCCCCUAGCAUGGUAGAUAUCUCGGAUCAGCAGUCUCUACACCCCGCCUCAGUCUCAGAGGUAUCCUCGCCAGACUCAGAAGAAGAGCUCUCCAAGCAGAUGACCUCGAAGCUUUCUGAAAAUGAAGUUCCAAACAACGAUCCAUCAAGUACACCACUAGACAGCGGAUUAUCCGUAGAAUGGAUAUGGUCAGUGUGGUGGGUGGAGAUGUUCAGCAGCGUUCUAGCAUUAGAGUGCAUCUCUGCCAUAGUCAUUAUCCUAUCCGUUUACCGAGGACAGCCUCUACCCAACUGGCCGAAGCUUAUAUCAAUCAACUCCCUGAUCGCCGUCUUCACGGCUGUGUUCAAAGCUGCGCUCAUACUUCCUGUCGCCGAAGGCUUAGGACAGUUGAAAUGGAACUGGUUCGAUCGAUCUCAAACCCUAGGUGAUCUCGUAUUAUUUGACAAUGCGAGUCGAGGGCCGUGGGGCUCAGUUCUGCUGAUGAAGAGAUGCAUUCUCCGGCCGAAUAUUAGAGAAUACUUGGCUGGACUUGGUGCAUUCAUCACCAUUGCAGCCCUCGCAAUCGAUGCUUUUUCUCAGGCUACAAUCAAUCUUGGCUCUUGUAAUAUUACGACAGACUUUGGUAUAGCUGAAGUGUCUCGGACGAACAACUAUUCGGGCAAUCCUCAACAGCGCGACAGCUCCCUCGAUGCUGCCCCCGACACCUCGAAUCAGAAAAUGCAGAAGGCUAUCAACAAAGGUCUUGUGGACCCUCCAAAGGCUGGAGAGCUAAUAAACUUCGCCUGCACCUCUCGCAACUGCACGUUCACACAAAAUGGCGGAGGAGGCUACUUCUCGUCUCUCGGAAUCUGUUAUUCUUGUGAAGACAUUACGGACAAAGCUGUCUUCGAGCUUUUCACCAACAAAUCGGCAUCCGCUUCCAAUGUUUCGACGUGGUACCUUCCAUGGAGCAAAAAUAAAACUGACGAGAGGAUCCUCCAAGGGGAAGGCGGCGGUACACUUCUGACAAUGACACCCACACCCAGUGAGGCGUACAACAACAGCUCGCCUCCCAUUUACAGCUUCGAUAUUCUGUCGCUCACAUCUUUCAAGUGUGAUUCAUGUGGGCCUGGAAAUUCCCCGAUGAACAGAAAACCAUUUGCGGCUCAAUGCAGAAUCGACCCUUGCGUCAGAAAUUAUCAAGCCACGGUCACUGAUGGGAAUUAUACAGAAAAGGUGGAGGGCGGUGAACAGCUGUUAAAAAGACGUCCCGCAACCUUGGAUGAACCCAGGAAUGAAACUUCUUUUUCGUUACUUCCGGAAACUGUUUUGAUUGACGGCACAGAGGAAAAGUGCAAAGAAGUAGACGAAAGGACGAGUAAUUCCGUCCGAGUCGGCUUCAAGGAUGGCAUUUUCAGAGAGAUCUUUGACAACUCCACCGAGAUCUCUCACUCAGAGAAACUCACCUGGAAGAGGUACCCGCGAGAAUGCGUCUGGGUUGUAGACAGAAGCUCUUGGCGAGGGAUGAGGGAGACGAUGACUGACUUUCUGAGUGGUAAAAUGACCGCCCCAGAGGCUGAAUCAUUUCAAUGUGCCCAAGGUUCAGUCUGGGGUCAGCAACUGUUUGCAUCCGGAAACGCAUCCAUGUCGACGGUCAACAACAUGGUUGCUGGGUUGGCUGACUCAAUGACGGCUACGAUACGCAAUGAUGCCUAUGGAACAUCAGAGGAGUUGCGUAAGAACGUACCUGCUAAUCUUAAGGCGGCCACUGGGCAUGUUAUCAUCACCCAAACAUGCAUUUAUGUUCAAUGGGGCUAUAUAGCAUACCCCAUAGCCCUUCUUGCGCUGCAGUUGAUAUUUUCGACCCUGGUAUUGGUAGCGUGCAGUCAACGAAGGAGAUCCGGGGAUGGGCCAAGUCGUGCAGUCUGGAAGUCCUCGCCCCUAGCACUUCUCUUUCAUGGGCUGGAUGAGGAUCUGCAGGCCAGGAGUCAGAAUCUCGAGACUGUCAGACAGAUGAACAGCUUGGCAAACGAUGUCAAGGUUCGUUUGGUGCCGAUGAAUAAUUCUCAACGUAAAGGAUGGCACUUUGCGGGCGUCUAG